AUGGCGGCGGAGGAACCUCAGCAGCAGAAGCAGGAGCCGCUUGGCAGCGACUCCGAAGGUGUUAACUGUCUUGCUUAUGAUGAAGCCAUCAUGGCUCAGCAGGACCGAAUUCAGCAAGAGAUUGCUGUGCAGAACCCGCUGGUCUCAGAGCGGUUGGAGCUCUCUGUCCUCUACAAAGAGUAUGCUGAGGAUGACAACAUCUAUCAACAGAAGAUCAAGGACCUCCACAAAAAGUACUCAUACAUCCGCAAGACCAGGCCUGAUGGAAACUGCUUCUAUCGCGCUUUCGGAUUCUCCCACUUGGAGGCGUUGCUGGACGACAGCAAGGAACUGCAGCGGUUCAAGGCUGUGUCUGCCAAGAGCAAAGAGGACCUGGUGUCCCAAGGCUUCACUGAGUUCACAAUUGAGGAUUUCCACAACACGUUCAUGGACCUGAUCGAGCAGGUGGAGAAGCAGACCUCCGUGGCCGACCUGCUGGCCUCCUUCAAUGACCAGAGCACCUCGGACUACCUGGUGGUCUACCUUCGGCUGCUCACCUCAGGCUACCUGCAGCGCGAGAGCAAGUUCUUCGAGCACUUCAUCGAGGGGGGGCGGACCGUCAAGGAGUUCUGCCAGCAGGAGGUGGAGCCCAUGUGCAAGGAGAGCGACCACAUCCACAUCAUCGCGCUGGCCCAGGCGCUCAGCGUCUCCAUCCAGGUGGAGUACAUGGACCGUGGCGAGGGCGGCACCACCAACCCCCACAUCUUCCCUGAGGGCUCCGAGCCCAAGGUCUACCUUCUCUACCGGCCUGGACACUACGACAUCCUCUACAAAUAG
Molecule: messenger RNA, 816 nt
Organism: Rangifer tarandus platyrhynchus (Svalbard reindeer)
Lineage: Eukaryota; Metazoa; Chordata; Mammalia; Artiodactyla; Cervidae
Source: the annotation of a GenBank genome assembly